AGAUAUCUGUUGGUGUUUGUGCAAGUUCCUGCCUACAGCUUCCUCCCUGUCAGGGAGAAAAAUGUUCUGCUUGACAAGAAAAGCUACGUUUUGAGAACAUCAACAAGAAUCACAGUAUCAAUAGGAUCAAGAACAGGAAAGGCCGCAACGCCAGGCCUGCAAACAGAACAGGUUUUUCAUCAUGGGUGAAAACAGGCUCACUAAGCCUAUAGGGUUAGUUUUUAUCAUCACAGCUCACAUGGUUCUCUAUGGCUCCAGCCAUGCGGAUGUUACUGCUUUCAUCGGCCAAGACAUCUCACUUCACUUCUCAUUUAACACUACCAUCAGUAAAAACAGUACAUUUGGUAUCUACAAAACACAGGAAAAAAAGAUCUCUGAAUAUCCAAGACAUAAAGAGAAGUUUGAGAUUUAUCCUGUAAAUUCCUCCAUAUGUUUUCACAUAAAAAAUCUGAGUCUAGAUGAUGCAAGUAUAUACUGGGCCACUCUUUUUUUAGAUUCAUUUCCAGCAUUAAGUAAUAAAGUGAAUCUGACUGUUAAAGAGGACGACCGUAGCACCACAGAUCCUCCGGUGCUGUGCACCUUCACCAAAACAACAACCGAUGGAAGUUCCAGUUUCUUCUCCUCCCGUGUUGUCACAGUAGUAGCGCUUUCCCCUCUUCUUCUGUUCGCUGCAUUGCUGCUGUUCAUGGUCAUCUGUUUUGCCAAACCAAAAGCGCAAACUCAAGAUGCAUCACGAAGAACCUCAAAUCCCACCAUGCAGGAAACAGUAGAGGUGUCAGUUACAACCCCCGAACCGUCACUGGUCUACAGUGUCCUAGACUUCCCAAAGAGACCCCCAUCAGCCAUGGAGAUUGCUCCCAAUGAUACAGAGUACGCCACUGUCAGCUACCUCCCAGAAAAGAAGCCAAGGCCCCACAAAAAUAAAUGAGAGUUUAAAUUGGAAGAUGCUUUGUUUCAGUUUCAAUGAAAGACUUUAAUACCCCAGAAAAUAAUAAUAUAUUUCAUGUAUAUAUGAUACCUUGUGCUGUAAGUGCAAUGUUGCACAGGGUAUGUUUUUUUUUGUUUAAAAUAUGUAUGAAAGAUGUCACUGUCUAUAAUUAUCAACACAUAGGAAUUAGCAGGAACUUAAAACCUUCACCAACUAUUUGCUAUAAUCAAAAAGAUUUGGUUCAGAUGCAGCACCCAAAAUGUAAUUUUACUUUAUUCUUAUGAGAGCUAACUCAACUAAAAGUAAGUUUAACAUCCUUCUUAAGGUAUUAUAUUUUUUUUGUAAAGACAUUAAAAAGGGAAAAACAUCAGCAUCUAAUUGCAGUAGCGUAUUUGUGUGCAGAAACAUUUAGAAAAAUCCAACCUUUUAAUUUGAGAACAUUUGUUCAGUGGGUGGAAUUCUAAGCUAUACUUGAUAUAAGCCCCCUUCCCAAUUGGAGAGCUCUUUCUUUUUUAGGAGCUUUCAUAGAUAGUGAACUAAGAAACUUUGGUACUGCACAACCUGUCUAAAAAAAUGGAUGCCUGACAUGCCUGCUAUUUUCUUUCAGCUUCCCAGUCUUUCUAUGGGAUUUAU
Cyprinodon variegatus (sheepshead minnow) is the source of this 1561-nucleotide messenger RNA. RefSeq lists its product as uncharacterized. The record is from RefSeq and is a predicted model, not a curated record. NCBI's taxonomy places the organism in Eukaryota, Metazoa, Chordata, Actinopteri, Cyprinodontiformes, Cyprinodontidae. The transcript has 5 exons. The coding region runs from base 182 to 928 and encodes 248 amino acids.